Molecule: messenger RNA, 2117 nt
Organism: Gekko japonicus
Lineage: Eukaryota; Metazoa; Chordata; Lepidosauria; Squamata; Gekkonidae
Gene: PARS2
Product: prolyl-tRNA synthetase 2, mitochondrial (putative)
Exons: 2
Coding region: 98-1522 (474 amino acids)
Biological process (GO): prolyl-tRNA aminoacylation
Cellular component (GO): cytoplasm; mitochondrion
Molecular function (GO): proline-tRNA ligase activity; ATP binding
Source: RefSeq, a predicted model, not a curated record
UGGUGUGCCUGUUCCUGGAAAUGGAAAGUUAAUAUUAUUUUGGUUGGCGGGGUCGCUGCAGCGAUUGGAAAGAGAGGCUACUCCUGUUAAUAUUGACAUGGAUGCACUUCUGAGAAGAUGGAGAAUAUUUUUUCCUGAUGCGACGAACUGUAUCAAUCUCUGUAGAAAGCAGCAACAGCAUUGCAGGUUUUACCAUGAGAAAAAGAAGCGCCUAUUGUUAUCCCAGCAUUUUUUAUCAAUGAAUCUGCGGGAGGACAAAUUAGUAUCACAAGAGACCAAGAUGGGGGAAAUGACGUGUAAAAGUCAGAGGCUAAUGUUACUAGGAGGCCUGAUCUGUCCCGCUAGCCCUGGCUGCUACCAUUAUAUGCCAUACACUGUCCGAGCAAUGGAGAAGCUCAUCAAGGUGAUAGACCGAGAAAUGCAGGUCAUAGGGGGUCAUAAAGUGAAUAUGCCCACAUUGUGCUCAGCAAAGCUCUGGAGAGCCAGUGGAAGGUGGGAGCUGAUGGGCAAAGAGCUCUUACGCCUGGCAGACCGACAUGGCCAGGAAUAUUGCCUCGGACCCACUCAUGAAGAGGCCAUCACAGACCUUAUAGCUUCUCAAGGCUUGUUGUCCUACAGAGAGCUCCCCCUCUUGCUCUACCAGAUAACAAGAAAGUUUCGAGAUGAGCCAAAGCCACGCUUUGGGUUGCUGCGUGGCAGGGAGUUCUAUAUGAAAGACAUGUACUCUUUUGAUAUCUCUGAGGAGGCUGCCUACAACACAUAUGCUCUGGUUUGCAGUGCAUACUGUAAUAUAUUCAAUAGCUUGAAUCUGCGGUUUGUGAAAGUCCAAGCAGCCACAGGGAGCAUUGGGGGGACAAUGUCUCAUGAGUUCCAGCUUCCUGCUGACAUUGGUGAGGACAAGCUGAUGACAUGUACAAACUGUGACUUUUCAGUGAAUGUGGAACUGAUAAAUGCAGACCAGAGGUGUUGUUCAGUUUGCAAAGGGGAGCUAGUUGAAACCAAAGGAAUUGAAGUUGGCCAUACAUUCUUCUUGGGCACCAAAUACUCUUCUGUUUUUAAUGCCACUUUCCAAACUUCUCAAGGUAAGCCUGCCCUAGCUGAAAUGGGCUGCUAUGGUUUAGGUGUGACACGCAUCCUGGCAGCUUCCAUUGAAGUGCUUUCUACAGAGGAUGCCAUUCGUUGGCCAAGCCUCAUUGCCCCUUAUCAAGUCUGCUUCAUUCCCCCAAAGAAAGGCAGCAAGGAGGAGGAAGCAACAGUGCUCCUGGAAGGUUUAUAUGACUGUGUUGCUGAAGCAGUCCCUCAGCUCAAAGAGGAUAUUGUGUUGGAUGACCGGAUCCACCUCACCAUUGGUAAAAGGCUAAAAGAUGUUAAAAAACUUGGGUACCCCUAUGUGAUCAUUGGUGGGAAGGCGGCUUUGGAUGACCCUUCACUCUUUGAAGUAUGGAAUCAGAACACCGGAGAGAAUUUGUUCCUCACCAGAGAAGCCAUUAUUGACUUGCUAAGUAAAGUGCCAGCUUGCUAAUUCUUGAGCUUUUGACUCUUGAGCUAAAUGCUUUCGAAAUAAACAGGAGAGUGAGGAGGUGGGGGUAGGGUUGCUAGUCUAUAUUGUCUAGCCCAAGGACUGAAAGAGGUUAUGACAGUACCUCUUUCCCAGAGCCUCACUGACACUGUUUAACCAUUGACUUCCGCAUUGGUGAUCAUUCCCGCUGCUGUUGGGAUGUUUCUCCAGCACUGUAGCCAUCAGGUUAGCCAUUGGUUGUACACAGCAGCAUACAGCCUACCUGACAGUCUCUCUGUGGGAGAGCGGUAAGAGGUAAAUGUUAAAAUACUUUGAAAUAAAGUGCUUACCAAGGUCCUUUUCUCCUGAAGCAAUCCAAUGUCCAUGGCUGAUAUAAAAGUGAAACUGUGUCUCCUGGGAGUUUUGCUGGGUGGAGUGGGGGGUGAGAUCAUAUGGUCUGAGUACUUCACUGGCUCUCUGAGUAUGGUGUGUCUAAAUCUUUCUGAUCUUUUGCUGGCUAAAUUAUGUGAGUUCUGGUUACAUUACUUGCUUGUGUCCUAGUGUGGUGCCUUGGCUAUACAAGGCUGGGAACAAAAUUUUAGUCCAGUGGGACCUUUAA